AAAUGGGGCCGUUUGAGCCCUGGCAAAGGUGGGCUUGGGGAUCCUAGAGAAGGAGAUGGCUGAGAGGCUUGCUGAGCGGGAGUCCGGGGAUGCGCACGUGGGGGCGGCCGGGGGUGGGCAAGGAGUCCUGGAGAGGACGCUGCGGGCUUGGGCUCUGGACAGCUCGAAGGUGUGGAAGAACUGAUUCUGCCUCCUGGGGGCACUGCUGGCCCCCAUCCGAGUGCUUCUGGCCUUUGUCGUCCUCUUUCUCCUCUGGCCCUUUGCCUGGCUGCAAGUGGCCGGUCUUAGUGAGGAGCAGCUUCAGGAGCCAAUUACAGGAUGGAGGAAGUAAGUGGGAGGUCAGCCCCCAGAGACCCUUCUUCUCUUCCCUGCUGUCUAUUUCCCUCCCUCUUUGAGAAGAAGAAAAGGGAGGAUUCUGAAACUAUUCUGUUUAACUUGGGUGAAUGAGUCAGCCAAGCUCAGAUCUGGUUCCCAGACCUCACCUGACUGUGUGCCACAAUGGGGUGCUGGGCCUGAGCCGCCUGCUCUUUUUCCUGCUGGGCUUCCUUCGGAUUCGCGUUCGGGGUCAGCGAGCAUCUCGCCUUCAAGCCCCUGUCCUUGUUGCUGCCCCACACUCCACUUUCUUUGACCCCAUUGUUCUGCUGCCCUGUGACUUGCCCAAAGUUGUAUCCCGAGCUGAGAAUCUUUCCGUUCCUGUUAUUGGAGCCCUGCUUCGAUUCAACCAAGCCAUCCUAGUAUCCCGGCAUGACCCAGCUUCUCGUCGCAGAGUGGUGGAGGAGGUCCGAAGGCGGGCCACCUCAGGAGGCAAGUGGCCACAGGUGCUAUUCUUUCCUGAAGGCACCUGUUCCAACAAGAAGGCUUUGCUUAAGUUCAAACCAGGAGCCUUCAUUGCAGGAGUGCCUGUGCAGCCUGUCCUCAUCCGAUACCCCAACAGUCUGGACACCACCAGCUGGGCAUGGAGGGGUCCUGGAGUACUCAAAGUCCUCUGGCUCACAGCCUCUCAGCCCUGCAGCAUUGUGGAUGUGGAGUUCCUUCCUGUGUAUCACCCCAGCCCUGAGGAGAGCAAGGACCCCACCCUCUAUGCCAACAACGUUCAGCGGGUCAUGGCACAGGCUCUGGGCAUUCCAGCCACCGAAUGUGAGUUUGUAGGGAGCUUACCUGUGAUUGUGGUGGGACGGCUGAAGGUGGCGUUGGAGCCACAGCUCUGGGAACUGGGAAAAGUGCUUCGGAAGGCUGGGCUGUCCCCUGGCUAUGUGGACGUUGGGGCAGAGCCAGGCCGAAGUCGAAUGAUCAGCCAGGAAGAGUUUGCCAGGCAGUUACAGCUCUCCGAUCCUCAGACGGUGGCUGGUGCCUUUGGCUACUUCCAGCAGGAUACCCAGGGUUUGGUGGACUUUCGAGAUGUGGCCCUUGCACUAGCAGCUCUGGAUGGCAGCAGGAGCCUGGAAGAGCUGACUCAUCUGGCCUUUGAGCUCUUUGCUGAAGAGCAAGCCGAGGGACCCGACCGCCUGCUGUACAAAGACAGCUUCAGCACCAUCCUGCACCUGCUGCUGGGUUCACCCCGCCCUGCUGCCACAGCUUUGCAUGCUGAGCUCUGCCAGGCAGGAUCCAGCCAAGGCCUCUCCCUCUGUCAGUUCCAGAACUUCUCCCUCCAUGACCCACUCUAUGGGAAGCUCUUCAGCACCUACCUGCGCCCCCCCCACACCUCUCGAGGCACCUCCCAGACACCAAAUGCCUCAUCCCCAGGUAGCCCCACUGCUCUGGCCAACGGGACUGUGCAAGCACCCAAGCAGAAGGGAGACUGAGCGCCUGAGCCUCUCACCCCCUCCUCCUCAGGGCAGCGCCAGGGGCCUCCCCUAAGCCUCAGCCCCAUCUCUGCUCCUGUUUGAAUUUUGUUAUUGUUGUUUGUUUUUUGUUUUUUUAUGUUGAUUUUAAUUUUUUGUUUGGUUGAUUUUUUUGUAAGAAACUAUUUUAUAUAUAAAUAUAAAUCUAUAUCUAUAUCUAUUAAAAAAAAUGAAGUCCA
Molecule: messenger RNA, 2020 nt
Organism: Callithrix jacchus (white-tufted-ear marmoset)
Lineage: Eukaryota; Metazoa; Chordata; Mammalia; Primates; Cebidae
Gene: LPCAT4
Product: lysophosphatidylcholine acyltransferase 4
Biological process (GO): phosphatidylcholine acyl-chain remodeling
Cellular component (GO): endoplasmic reticulum
Molecular function (GO): 1-acylglycerophosphocholine O-acyltransferase activity; lysophosphatidic acid acyltransferase activity
Source: RefSeq, a predicted model, not a curated record